Fomitiporia mediterranea MF3/22 is the source of this 546-nucleotide messenger RNA. RefSeq lists its product as uncharacterized. The transcript is spliced from 4 exons. NCBI's taxonomy places the organism in Eukaryota, Fungi, Basidiomycota, Agaricomycetes, Hymenochaetales, Hymenochaetaceae. Bases 1 to 546 code for a protein of 181 amino acids. The record is from RefSeq and is a predicted model, not a curated record.
AUGUCCAACUUAGUGAAAACCCUGAAUUCAGGUUUCCAAUUUCCACCGGUAACACACUCUGCCUGGUUGUACCCAUACAGAUGGGUACAGUAUUUGCUUGCGUCCGUCGUUGUUCUUAACAAAAGUGUUCUAUGUGCCGAUGCGCGGAGGGUUAGCAGCUCUGGGAGAUCGAGGGGAUCAAGGAUUGCAGCAGGAGCUAUCGCUGGUAUAGUUAUUGCUAUCGUUGUUGCUCUUCUGCUACUUUGUAUUUGUGCAUGCCUCUGCCUUCGUAGGCGCCGCCGUGCCACUGGUGCUGGAAUGCAGCCUCUUGCUUCCGGGGGAUAUGGGACUGGCAGAUUUGGGCUAGGUCGCUUUGGCAGGUCUGGAGGAAAUCGUGCCGCAGCACAGAACAGUGCAGCUCCAUCCAUGGGACAGGCCAACAAGGGCCCGGGUACUCAAGGAAUAGCAAUGCCAGAACCGACUCACGGAGGUGCACAUGGCCACUUCAAUGCAGGACAGCAAAAUUAUGCACCUCCUUCCGUCCCGCCGCCGUACCAACAAGCAUAG